Trichosporon asahii var. asahii CBS 2479 is the source of this 2010-nucleotide messenger RNA. RefSeq lists its product as uncharacterized. The coding region runs from base 1 to 2010 and encodes 669 amino acids. NCBI's taxonomy places the organism in Eukaryota, Fungi, Basidiomycota, Tremellomycetes, Trichosporonales, Trichosporonaceae. The record is from RefSeq and is a predicted model, not a curated record. The transcript is spliced from 4 exons.
AUGAAGAACGACCGUCCCAUGUUUAGGGGUCAGCACAGGCAGGCCCUAGCCCGGAGGUGGCAGGGCUCACCUCGCGCUGAAACCCCAACAAUAAUAACUAUCCCCGCAGAGACCCCCUCGUCUCUUCCCUCUCCUCUUGCUCAGUCUUCUGAAUCUUGGCAGUCCCAAAAAGACAAUCACCCUGCAUCGGAGUCGGCAACUGACACUUCACCAACAUCGGAGCCGCAGGUUCCCAACACAUCAUCUGCCACCUCUCCCGCAGUCGAAUCCUCAAUGUCUGAGCAGAGCGCUGCGCCGUCUUUUACCCCGACUCCCGCAGAGAGCAACUCCGCCAUGUCUGAACCGAUCCAGGAGAGCGCCAUUCCGACUCCCAGCCCUACCCCGGACGCCUCCCAGGCCCCUUCUCCCACGCCCCUACCGACGGAAUCGUCUGCUGACGCUCAACCUCAACCAACAGUAGAGCAGAGCCUUUCCCAGGCAUCGCCGACGGAGGCACCGACGACGAGCUCUGGCUUUUCCGAAUUCUUCUCCGAUCCUAACGAGGAGUCCUCAGCACCACCGUCGCAAGUCGAGGAGAGCUCUACGCCUCCAUCGGCGUCGCCGUCGUCAGCCGGUGAGACCGAGCCGACGCAUUCCAGCGAAGCGCCUCAGCCCACGUCUGAACCCUCUUCCGAUAAGCCGAUUGACCAACCCACUGACAUUACUGUCUCGGCGUCAUUGCCGUCUCCGACACCUUCAAAGGGAGAGGACAACUGGACGCCACAACCCUCCCCGACGAGGGAGGAGGAGAAGCCGUCACCGACGCCAACACAACAACCGAUAGCAGCGUCUUCUAGUUCUUCCACUUUGGGAAGCUGGGAUGACAACAGCACGGACCAGGAGCAGCAGCAGCAGCCCUCGCAAACAUACCAGUCAACGUCCGAGUACUGGGUCGCCAAUGCCGUAGAAAGCGAGGUGGUCAGCACCUCUGCAGUACCCCUGACGACCUCUAGCGUCUACAAGGCGGCAGGUGGCGAAACACGUACAUCAACUUGGGUGUAUUCGACAACGUAUUCCACGGUCCGAUCCCCGGACCGCACCAUUACCGCAAGUGGCAAAGUUGGUACCAAGGUCACCGUUGUGGCGGGUUCAUCGACCGCCACAACCCUCACGGCUACGAAUGAGGCCAACCCGACGUCCGAGGCUUCCAACUCGUCUGACGGGUCUCUCUCGAAGGGAGGUAUUGCUGGUGUUGUCGUUGGUUGUCUCGCUGCUGUUGCGGCGAUCCUUCUGCUAUUGUUCCUCUUCUGCAAACGCCGACGUUCCGGAGCUCUAAAACUCCGCGACGAGGACCAAUACGGUAUCAGUCCGCGGUCCGGCCUCAAGCGCAACGGAACGCAACAUUCUGCCCUCGACUUUUCCGACGGACCGCUGCACGGAUCGCGGCAGCCGACCUGCCUGGAGCCCGUCCCGGAGAUGCCGGAAGCGUCGUUCCAGCGUGUGUCAAAGGAUGGCGAGUGGGAAUACGCCUCGGACGACGCACAGCGGUCCCCAAUGCAGAACGCAGACAGCGAGCGCUUCACGCACUACGACGACUGGUUAGCGUACGAGUACGCCAACAGCCCCUUCAGCGAGAAGCACGCCAUCCCCGAGCCCCCCUCGGCAUCCAUAACACACGGAAGUGGGGGUGACGACAAUGUCUCCGUCACGAUCAAGUCACCCAAGAACACGACCAACUCGAUGUACGGCAUCCCGUUCGACGCAUACGGCAAUGCGUACGCGAAUCCGGCCAAGUUUGUGCCGAAACUCCACGCCGGGCCCAGUAUACAGAGCCUCCACUCCGUGAGCACGGUCGAGCAGUCGCACAUGGGCUUUUCGGGCGAGAUUUGCUCCACGGACGACUCGUCCUCGAUGGGGCACGGGUCCAUGAGCCACGCCACGAGUACGAGCAUCAGUCAGGGACAUACCUCGCUCCGAGGACAGGCGGGACAUUUGCACAGCGCGAGUGGAACGUUUGGCAUAGCCCGGUGA